AAAAGAAAUGGAUUGUAUAUGUUGGUGAACGUUGGAUGAGCUUUAAGGAACAAAUUAGAAGUGAUUAUACUACACGUCUAAAGCUUAACUUAGAGCCUCCAUAUGUGGUGUAUAAAUUUAUUGGGAAGGACCUUUGGGAGAAGUUUGUCAAGUCUCGUAGCACUCUUGAGUUCUUAUCUAAGAUCCAAAAAGCUAAGGUGAAUAGGGCAAGAAAUAUUUGCCCACGUAGAUUGUGUCAUGGAUGAUAUGAUAAACUGGAACAGAUAAUGGUUAAAGAAAAAAGAAAACAAAGAGAACUAGAGUUGGGAGAGAUGGGUGGGAGGAUACAAGAAGCAUUAUAAAAAGAGCGGAGAAGUUGUCUCAGGAGGUGAGGGAGAGAGUGACUCGGGAGGAGCGUGAGAGGCACUACAAGAAAUUUAUUUGAUUCACGACACUUAGAUUGUGACCCUUACAUAAAAAAUGUCGUCCUUUCGUAUCUGCGACGGUUGCCACGACUGUUCCAAGCAGCUGCCUUGGAUUUUUUUAACAAAGAAGUAUAAGCCCAUUAUCAAAGAAGGCCCACGACGGUUGCUAAACCGCCUUCACUCACUUAUCAUGCCAGUUUUGCAAGACGUGCCUCCGUAUUUCUUUGGUUCAUGUGAGAGCGGAACUUUUUCAUCAUCCCGCGUGUUGAUUUUAGUUCACACGCUCUGUCGUAUCCCAAACCUUUCCUUUCCCCCAAAAUCUCUCAAUCUCAAUCCUUCUCUAAAAGAUAAUCUAAAUCCUCCAACAACCCCAACCUCUCAAAACCCAUAAUGCUUUGCUCUCUCUUCAAUAAACAUUGAAACAUUUAAUCAUUCCUCCAUCUGAAGGGAUUACGACUUGUCGUUUCUGAAACAACUUGUUAACGGUGCUGCUCCUUUAAAGAAAUUUUGAUGCGGCAGUGUGCUAAGAGUCUACCUCAUGUUGAAAUUAUUUAGGCCAUCGUGAAUUGCAAGGUGGAAGGUUCUGAUGUUGGAAAACUUGUACAAAUCAAUGCAUUCCCAUCACUAUUACAUCUGCAGGGACUGUAAAAUUAUCUGUUGUCACAACUUCGAAAGGCAAAGGCAAAGCUUGAUCCCCCAUGGCUUGCUUAUGGAAGCGAUAUAUUCUGCUAGUCAUUCUGGUGCAUUGGUUUACCCUCUUUUGGCUCCUGAACAAGGACUAAGCAAUCGAAAAAAGAAGAGAGAUGAUAUUGUUUUCACACUUCUUAAGGCUGCUCUUGUCAAAGAUCCAGUUGUUUCUGUCAAUCAUGAUACUUGGAGUCCCGACGUAGCUUUGUUUGGGCUCCAAAUGUAUAUUUUGAAGAUGAUAAUGCAAGAAAUCUCAAAGACGAAAUAAGUAGAAGUCGACGAAUCAAAUGUAGUUUUUUUUGGAUUUAAAGGAGCUGCACUUGGUUGCUAUGAAAAAAUGUGUUGCACAAGCUUUCAUGCUUUCAUGUUACUUGCGUCAAGUGGACUUCUUAUGGGAUAUGGUACAAAUUGCGUUUAACUGGCUUGUUGAUUCUUCAGGUGUUGUUAAGCUUACUGAUUUUGGGAUGACCAAGCAUUUGAGUUAUAAAAUUGCCUCUAUGUAUUUUUUCCAGUCUUUUUCCUCAGCAAGGAAGAUAAAUGUUUACACAUUGUAUAUAUACUUAAAAAUUGUAGUCAUUAUCAGAUUUGUUUUGUUGUGAAAACUAUUUGUAUUUGUUUAUAAUC
Molecule: messenger RNA, 1715 nt
Organism: Vicia villosa (hairy vetch)
Lineage: Eukaryota; Viridiplantae; Streptophyta; Magnoliopsida; Fabales; Fabaceae
Exons: 5
Coding region: 991-1359 (122 amino acids)
Source: RefSeq, a predicted model, not a curated record